CUAAAAUAUGUAACGGAAGCCCAUAUCAGAAACCUGGAGAACAGGGCAGAAAUAUUCCUUCCCAAUCAGAUCUCUCUCUGUUCGCAGCGCAAUGGCCAAUUCUUGUGCACCCAACUCACUCAGAAAACAAAUCACCCACGUCAUUUUCGACAUGGACGGUCUCUUGCUCGACACGGAGAAAUUCUACACUGAGGUUCAGGAAAAGAUACUAGCCAGAUACAACAAAACAUUCGAUUGGAGCCUCAAGGCCAAGAUGAUGGGAAGGAAAGCAAUAGAAGCUGCUAGGGUCUUCGUUGAAGAGAGUGGAAUUAGCGAUUCUCUUAGCGCCGAGCAGUUUUUGGUUGAAAGAGAGGAGAUGCUUCAGGAAUUGUUCCCAACAAGUGAGCUCAUGCCAGGUGCUGAUCGUUUACUCAGACAUUUACAUGCAAAAGGUGUUCCAAUUGCCUUGGCAACUGGUUCUCACAAGCGACACUUUGAAUUGAAAACUCAAAGACAUGGUGAACUCUUUGCUUUGAUGCAUCAUGUUGUUCUUGGUGAUGACCCUGAAGUUAAACAAGGCAAACCAUCUCCAGAUGUAUUUCUUGCAGCAGCCAAGAGAUUUGAGGGUGGACCGGCAGAUCCUUCUAACGUUCUUGUUUUUGAAGAUGCACCUUCAGGAGUUCUUGCAGCUAAAAAUGCUGGGAUGUUUGUUGUUAUGGUUCCGGAUCCAAGACUGGACAAGUCUUUUCAUGAUACAGCAGAUCUAGUCUUAAACUCAUUGAUGGAUUUCAACCCUAGUGAAUGGGGUUUACCACCCUUCUAAGAUAAUGGAAGCUUAAGUUAAACCUCCAGAUGCCGUACAGUUUCCACUGCGGUCAGAAAAAAGCUGGCACCACUGAUGUACAACUAUAUUUAUGACUCAUUAAUCCAUUUCCAUAGAAUGUCAGUUUCUGUCUUUUUUUUUUUUUUGCUGCAUUGUCAGCUAUUACAUUGUUUGACGUUCAUAUUCUGUGUUCUUGAUAAUACUGCUACUAAUAAUGUUGCCAUCACCUUUCACCAAUACGGCUUUAGAUUUGGGACCAUGGUCUAUGUA
Messenger RNA from Arachis stenosperma, 1072 nucleotides. RefSeq names its product (DL)-glycerol-3-phosphatase 2. Gene Ontology annotation, molecular function: sn-glycerol 3-phosphatase activity. The transcript is spliced from 6 exons. Gene Ontology annotation, biological process: glycerol biosynthetic process. The record is from RefSeq and is a predicted model, not a curated record. The coding region runs from base 92 to 802 and encodes 236 amino acids. Lineage: Eukaryota; Viridiplantae; Streptophyta; Magnoliopsida; Fabales; Fabaceae.